This is a messenger RNA of Salarias fasciatus (jewelled blenny), 1784 nucleotides long. RefSeq names its product melanopsin-A-like. The record is from RefSeq and is a predicted model, not a curated record. The transcript is spliced from 9 exons. Gene Ontology annotation, cellular component: membrane. Lineage: Eukaryota; Metazoa; Chordata; Actinopteri; Blenniiformes; Blenniidae. Gene Ontology annotation, biological process: G protein-coupled receptor signaling pathway. Gene Ontology annotation, molecular function: G protein-coupled receptor activity. The coding region runs from base 52 to 1719 and encodes 555 amino acids.
ACAUGGAGACCCCACACAGGCAGAAUGAAGUGGAUUACAAAUUGGUAGACCAUGUGGUCCACUGAGAGCAUGGAGCCGGAGAAAGCACAAACCCAGAGCAGCUUCUUCAGCAAGGUGGAUGUGCCUGACCAUGCUCACUACAUCGUGGCUGGAUUCGUAUUUGUCAUUGGGACACUGGGCAUCACUGGGAACGCCCUGGUUAUGUUUGCCAUCUAUAGCAAUAAGAAGCUCCGUAACCUGCCAAACUACUUCAUCAUGAACCUGGCGGUCAGUGACUUCCUCAUGGCUUUCACUCAGUCUCCCAUCUUCUUCAUCAACUGUCUGUACAAGGAGUGGGUGUUUGGAGAGAUGGGGUGUAAGAUGUAUGCUUUCUGUGGAGCCCUGUUUGGCAUCGCCUCCAUGAUCAACCUUCUGGCCAUCUCCAUCGACCGUUACCUGGUCAUCACCAAGCCGCUGCAGACCAUCCACUGGAGCUCCAAACGACGGACCGCUCUCGCCAUCGUCUUGGUCUGGCUUUACUCUCUGGCGUGGAGUCUGGCGCCUCUGGUUGGCUGGAGCUCCUAUAUCCCCGAGGGACUGAUGACCUCUUGUACAUGGGAUUAUGUUACAUACACGGCAGCCAAUAGGAGCUACACAAUGAUGCUGUGCUGUUUUGUCUUCUUUUUACCACUGGGAAUCAUCUUUUACUGCUACCUUCUGAUGUUUCUGUCUAUAAGGAAAACAAGCAGGGAGGUGGAGCGUCUUGGGACUCAGGUGAGGAAAUCUACCCUCAUCCAACAGAAGUCCAUCAGGAGCGAGUGGAAACUGGCAAAGAUCGCCUUUGUUGUCAUUGUGGUGUAUGUUCUUUCUUGGUCGCCAUACGCCUGUGUCACACUGAUCUCCUGGGCUGGGCAUGCCAACAUCUUGUCGCCCUACUCCAAGGCUGUGCCUGCAGUCAUAGCAAAAGCCUCUGCAAUCUACAAUCCGAUCAUCUAUGCUAUCAUACACAACAAAUACAGGAUGACCCUGGCAGAGAAAGUUCCCUGCUUGUCGUUUCUGUCUCCAACUCCUCGGAAAGAGUGCAUCUCGUCCUCCAUCAGCGAGUCCUCUCUCAGGGACUCCGUCAUCAGCAGACAGUCCACAGCAUCAAGGACUCACUUUAUCACCUCCAAACCAACCGACAGGGUAUUGAAGGAUGUGGAAAUGGAGCCGCUGGGCAGGAAACCAGGGGAUUCCUUCAGAAGCAUGUCAUCGUAUAGUCAGUCCUGCAGAGGAAAAUCCUACAAGAAACAAUAUGAGCAGAAGAUGAUCAGGACCCACACAACUGAGAGGCACCCAUCUACCGUGAGUGAUCCACUGAGCACCUGUGACCACGAGUUGGUUUCCAGCUCUCUGACCAUCGCCACUCUUCCCCUGCUAGUUCUUACCAAGAGACGCAGCCAGAGUCUGACCAAUGAGAUUUCAGAUGCACGCAACCAAGGAGGCAGCGUCUGUGACAAGCCCAGCGCCCGCAGAAGCGACUCCUUUGACUCGCUCAACUUUUGUCAAAACUCACUCACCCACCCCGGCACACCGCAGAGUGUCCCACGAAUAAUCGUCAUCAGUCCCACUGCUGAGAGCAGCCUCAUCAAACAGGACAGCGUCUGCUUAGAGGACAGCAUUGAGGCAAUGGAGAACAAUGUUUUUGUGAGCCUGAACUUCUCAUCAGAGGUCUUUGAGGCGGUGGAACUUCUUACUUGACCAACUGGACUUUGUGAUGACCUUCUCUCUUUUUUUACACCAAUGUUACAUUAUUUAUUUCAGGA